AUGAAUUCUUUCUUUUGGCAAGAAAUUCCAUGUUAACCUUAACCACAGGUGACCAUUUGAGGAUGCUGAUGGAUAAUGUAGUGAAGGGCAUUCCUCUGGGACAAUCUGUUGUUGGAAAGCUGUCACAGGAUAUUGUUGCUGCAUCAUCUAACCCCUCAGUAAAUGCAAAUCAGCAUAUAUACCUCUUUUCCUGUGUUUUAGAGUGCAUUAUACAUCUUUCUUUAGUUCAUAUUAAGAAGAAAUUCUGAUUUUCAUUUACAUGCUGCAAAUUGUAGAAAGAUAAAUGAUGAUUUUAAGUCACAGGUUCUGGUUGAAAUCUUACCCAAAGAAUUGCUCGAAUGGAAGCUACAAAUGCUGAAAUCUGCUUCUGCAUAUUCCAACUCUCAUCUCCAUGCCACAAAAGCUGAAGUGCUAUUACUUUGCAGUGGAAGAGAUCAAUUGUUUCCUAGUGAAGAAGAAGGUGAAAGACUAUGCCAUGCACUCCCAAAUUGAAGGUGGUAUUGAUUUGGUAACAAUCAUCAAGGGAACUAGCUUCUAUCAUUGUGGAAAAUACCAUGACUGUUGUCAGAUUACAUGCCACCUACACCUCCUGAAUUCUAGAAGUUAUAUGAAUCAAAUAGAUGGUUAAAUGCUGCUCUUAGCUCUGUGAUGCUCUCAACUACCGAGGAUGGGAAGGUGGUGAAGGGCCUUGCCAGGGUUCCAUUGGAGGGACCCGUCCUGUACAUUGGUUAUCACAUGUUACUGGGACUAGAAGUUAUUUCCUUGGUAUCUGAAUUUCUUACUCAGAGAAAUAUCCUCUUGCGAGGGAUAGCACAUCCAUUGCUGUUUGAAAGAUUGAGAGAAGGCAGGUUACCUGAUGUAUCAACCUUUGACUCAAUAUGAUUAAUGGGGGCAGUUCCUGUUUCAGGAACAAAUUUCUACAAGCUUAUGUCUUCAAAAUCUCAUAGCCUGUUGUUCCCUGGAGGGGUGGGCGCUGCUCUUCACAGGAAGUGAUCAAACGAAGAUACCUUACUUUAGGGAUUUUAUAGAAGAUUUGACAGAAGAGGCUGUGUUAUUGAGAUGGCAAGGUGUCAAACCAACAACUUUACCAACCAUGACUGGCACCAAGGUUUCCAGGAAUAUAUUAUUUUGAUUUUGGGAAACCAACUGAAACCCAAGCCAAACUCAUGUUUAUUUUAAAUUGGAAAGCAAACCCAUAGACCCAUAUUUUUGCAGCUUCAAUUGAUCUGGGUUCUUAUGAAGUCUUUUGGGUUGUUUUAUUUUGUUUUGUUUUCAUACAAAUUGGUUGGGUUCUUUCUUUCUUUUUCUUUUUGUUUGGCCAUCUUGAUUUCGUUUGUUUGUUUCUUUUUCAAUCUUCUUCUUUUUAUUUUAAUUUUUUUUAUUAAAUACAAAUUGAUUCCUUUG
Rubroshorea leprosula is the source of this 1404-nucleotide messenger RNA. Lineage: Eukaryota; Viridiplantae; Streptophyta; Magnoliopsida; Malvales; Dipterocarpaceae. The record is from the annotation of a GenBank genome assembly.